UGGGGGCGGGGAGCGAGGAGAGCGCUCGGAAUGUGUGCCGGUCUCUAGGUGGUGCCAAAUUCUGGGGCCUAGGCAUUUCCCUCGCUUUAUGUUUUUGGUUUUUUUUCUUCCUUCAAUCUCUUUGAUUAGGCCGUACGUGGCUGUGGCAAGGAGUUGGGGAAAAAAAUUAUAAAAACAGGAAAGAGAGAAAGCACAGCCAGACCCCCGGCUUCGCGAGCCGCCGGGGAGGAGGCGGAGGAGGCUGAGCCAGGCAGAGUCGCCAGCGGAGACUCGCGAGUGGCGCGCGGGAGGAGCGGCCGCCGGCGCUGGGCUUGCCUUGCUGCUGCUGCUGCUGCUGCCUCCCCACCGCCUUUUUUUUUUUUUAAUCUGGAGCGGGGUGGGGAGUGGGAACCGGAGAGAAAGCAAAAUAUUAAAAAGCCCCAAAGACAGCCAGCAGGAGCGCGGUGCCCGAUGGCUUCGCUGUACCAGAGGUUCACCGGCAAGAUCAACACCUCGAGGUCCUUCCCCGCGCCCCCGGAGGCGAGUCACCUCCUGGGCGGCCAGGGGCCCGAGGAGGACGGCGGCGCAGGAGCCAAGCCCCUCGGCCCGCGGGCGCAGGCGGCGGCGCCCCGGGAGCGCGGCGGCGGCGGCGGCGGCGGCGCGGGUGGCCGGCCCCGGUUCCAGUACCAGGCGCGGAGCGAUGGUGACGAGGAGGACGAGCUGGUGGGGAGUAACCCUCCGCAGAGGAAUUGGAAAGGAAUAGCGAUUGCACUGCUUGUCAUUCUGGUCAUCUGCUCCUUGAUCGUCACCUCGGUCAUACUUCUGACACCAGCGGAAGAUAAUAGUCUGUCUCAAAAGAAGAAGGUCACUGUGGAAGAUCUCUUCAGUGAAGACUUCAAAAUUCAUGACCCCGAGGCUAAGUGGAUAAGUGAUACAGAAUUCAUCUACAGAGAACAGAAAGGAACAGUGAGACUGUGGAAUGUUGAAACAAAUAUUUCUACUGUCUUAAUAGAAGGCAAAAAAAUUGAAUCAUUAAGAGCCAUCAGAUAUGAAAUAUCUCCAGAUAGAGAGUAUGCACUUUUUUCAUACAAUGUGGAACCCAUGAAGAAAGUGAAGUCCAGGAAGUUGACAUUGCCUCAUUCAAAAUCAUGUGACUCAUUAGCAGUAAGUCAAGCCUGUAGCCCAGCUUGUCACCAGGGCUGUUUUCUUCAUUACAUCACCAUGUCUCUUCCUCUUCACUGCCUGCGUGACUAUGUCUCGGCAGUCAAUGGAUACAGCACAGCAUUGCCAGCUUGCCAUGUACAAGGGGGAUCUGUUUCAGAUAUUCCAUGGAGACCCUGGCUGGAGGAUUGCAGGAGAGUCCCAGGAGGCAGGACUGCCAAUGGCACCAGGCUUCGCAGCCAUGCACCUGCAGCCCUCAGGCAGCACUGUCCAUUGUCAUACGAGUGUGGCAGGUGUGAGGCAUCACAUCUGCUCACCCCGGUGAUAAUGCACAGCAGCUACAGGCAGAUUUCGGGCCGGAGAGCAACCGAGUGAGCCUUGCAGCCUCUGCUGCCAGCACAGGCUUGUUCCUUCAACACUGGUGGAGAGAGACACGCUGUCAUCAGGCCCAAGAAAUACUGCCUUCCCCAUCCUAUCCCUGGUCACUGGGUGCCCGCAGAGUGUCCCAGAGGAGGGAGGGAGGGACCCUCCACUGGUUCAAAUGGCCUGUUCUCAGAGAUGCAGCAAUGGACCCUCGUGAAUACUGAACUGAUAAUCAUGGGAAGGAGGCUGGCUCUCCUGGAUUCCAUCAUGAUUCCUCUGAGUGACAAUGUGAUGUUGGCCGACUGUGUCUUCUUCAGGAUAUCAUAUACACUUGAGGUCUCCAGGAGCCUCCAAUUACAUUAUUUUCCUGGCUCAUACAGUGACAAGUAAUUCUUAUCCUGGAUUCCUCGUUACUGAGACUUCUCUUGCCUUUUUUGUUAGCUUAUGACUUAUUCUAGGACUUCCUCCAACAGGUUAUACUUAACUGUCUACCUCAGUCUCUGGAAGUUUUAAAAAUGUUCAGCUACAUAAAAGAAGUAGAUUCUCCCUGGAAACCAAAUACCCACGGGCCUCACUGAAUUAAUAAUUUAUGUAUUUCUAAAAAAAGAUUUAUUAAUUAAAUCAAAAUUUCAUUGUAAUUUUAAAAUAAUCUUGUGGUCUUUCUCCAUGUGUCUGAAGCUAGUAAUCACUCUUAUUGUCCUGUGAAUUCUGAUGUGCAGUUACCUACUAGCUUAGUGGAUAAACAUUUUCUCUAUUAAUGAGCAGGAGGCUUAUUAAACUGUGACAGAUUAGACUAUUCUUUCAAAGCCAUAGGUCAGUGGAAAAACAGAAUCUGGAUGCUAAAAACUGUGCCCAUGUGAAUUAAUUUACCCCUAUCUUUCCCUGAGCCAUCACCUGAGUAUUUGUUCCUAGGUUUGUUGGCUGCAUUUGCUUAAUUUUUGUCUUGUGAUUUCAUUGAGAGGUGUAGUUGAGUGGGUGUACUUACAGCUUCUGUUCCUGUUUGAAAUAUCAUUUGGAAACCUGAUCACACCCUGCACAAGUAUGCUUGUGAGGCAUACUAAUUCAAUACCAUUUGACCAGGUGCCUCCUAACGCUGCCCUCCUCAACCUUUCUCAGCAUGAAUGUACGCUUUUUCAUGUGCUGAUUUUAACAUAAUCUUUGGUUCACAGUAACAGAGAAUUUUGUUUGAAAAAAUUCAGGGAUUGAAGGGAUAUUGACAUGUACCUAGUCACCAUCUAUCACUCCAUCUCAGGAGCAAGUGUUCCUUGCUCUCGUGACUUUGUCCUGGUGACACAGAAUUCAUCCUUGUAGACCACUUACUUUCUUCCCAGGCUGGGCAGUUCUGGCUUUUGCAAAGUUCUUCAUCAGCUAAUUUAAGUCUACUUUUUAAAACUUCCCAUCUGCCGAAUCUCAUUCCACCUUUUACGCGGCAGUGUCCACUGCGCUUUCUGCAGUGACGGAAAUGGUCUACAGCUGCACUGGCCAAGAUGGUAGCAUUACCCACACGUGGCUCUUGAGCAUGGGGAAUGUGGCUGGUCUGACAAAGGAACUCAAUUUGUAGUUUUCUUUAAUUGUAAUCAACUUAAAAUUACAUAGGCCAUAUGUAGCUAGUGGCUACCCUAUUGGGCAGUAUAGUUCUAAAGCAAUGCUGAAUAUUUAAUGACCUUCAGAUAUUUGCAUAAAGCUCUCCUAUCCACAUCUUUAGCCUUCUUUGGCCCAGCCAAACAAGUGUUUCAGAUCAUGCCUCUGGACUCCUUUCUGUCUCCGGACUUCGUAACAGCAUGGUCACCCUUCAUUCACCUCGUUAGAUAUCUGAAGUAAUUAUGGAAGUAAUCGAUUCAGUAAAUUAGUGAAUGAAUAUGUGAUUUUAAUUCUUCACAUAAACCUCAUCCUAGCUAAUCCUCUUGUCUUCUUUAUAAGCUGAGGUUUUUGGUUUUAUGACUGUGGGUGGGAAGAGGGGAUGCAGAGGAUAGGACCAAGCAAGGUCGUAUUUUCUUUAAUAACCACAUCCCCACCUGUUUCCCAGUUGGGAAAAACACAAACCGAUUUGCUCUCGGGUACCACUAGUUUAUUAUAAUAAGAUGUACAAAGCAAGGCAGAUGACCCUGCAGUGAUAGCAGGGAUGGUCACUUGUUUGGCAGAAUGGCCCAGGGGAGCAUCUCUAGCCGUUUCAAUCCCAAGAAAGCACCUUGGGGUGGAGAUGAUGUGAAACCAACCUGUACAUCGAAAUCUAUUUUUUAUUAUUCAAAAAUUACAACCUGGUCUUCUGAAACUUAUUUUUUUAUGCUUUUACAUCUCCUACAGCCUUACACAUAAUUUCUAGUGUCUUUUUAGAACCUCUCAGUAUUGUAACAUUUAAUGCAUUCUCAGCAGUGGGUAGGUCCGUGUUAUGUUUGCAUUUGAAGUAGAAGAGCUAAGCUAAAAAAAAUGCCUUUGUUUACUAAUAAGGUAGAUACUAUUUUUUUGUUGCUGUUGUUUGAUGUGGAGUUUAACUCUUGUUGCCCAGGCUGGAGUGCAAUGGCUCAAUCGUGGCUCACUGAAACCUCCACCUCCCAGGUUCAAACGAUUCUCCUGCCUCAGCCUCUCGAGUAGCUGGGAUUACAGGCAUGUGCCACCACACCCGGCUAAUUUUGUAUGUUUAGUAGAGACGGGGUUUCUCCAUGUUGGUCAGGCUGGUCUCGAACUCCCGACCUCAGGUGAUCCGCUCACCUUGGCCUCCCAAAGUGCUGAAAUUACAGGCAUGAGCCACCAUGCCCAGCCGAUACUAUUUUUUACUCAAACCAAAAAAUAUAUUCUGCGAGUAAGUGAUUAUUGACUAUCCACUGUAUCUCAGCCCAUAAUGAUGGCUUCGACAAGGAAUGAGAUGGCCACAGUCAGUGUCACCCACUGCACCACAGUGAUGGGCGUGGUGAACCAAGAAGUGUGGACAUGGCACUGUGCUGGGUUACAGUAGUGAGGGAAGCAAGCUUAGACUAGGGAGCAAAAUCAACCUGUGAUGAGUUGUGCCUUCCUUUAAGCAUCUUGGCAUUUGUUGUUGGCAUUGAGGUUAUAGACCGGUGGUGCAAAGACGAGGCCACAAGGGCCACUGGAGAAGAGGGAGGAGAGCCCAAUGGCUAGAAACUGGAAGGACAGCCACACGUUUCCCCCUCUGAUUCUUUAAUUCACCCACAACAUAUGCCCAUGGUGAGUUCUUCAAUUGCAGGCUUUUGGUACAGGAAAUGAGCUCUUGCUAGAGAUUUAAGACGGAGUCAAAUCAUGGGUCUAGCCCUAAUGAUGAGUAACUGAUGGUGAGGAUGAGAGUUGUGACAGUGCUGGUGGUCAUGAGGAGGAUGAGGAUGAUGAAGAAGAAAACAGCAGUAACAAGGACGAUGAUGAAAACCUGCUAAUUAUGGUGCUGAUGCCAGGGAUAAUUAUGGUAGUGAUAAUGAUCAUCAUCCGAGGGGGAGUUACUGUCAUUAUUUCUCAGUGGCUUCUCUUUGGGUAGAGAGUGAGAUAAUUAAAGUCUGGAAGGAGACAGGAACAGGGGGCGUGCAGCUCCUCAGAUCCAUGGGUCCCGCCCAGCUGCACGCUGGGAGUGAAACUAUCAAGAUUAAGAGCUAUGCUGUUUCAGCAGCAUUUCCACUGUCUAAAUAUAAACAGCCUCAGGCCCUGAUCCAGCAGAGGAGACCACAGCUGCCAAAUGCAUCGCCAGCUGCAGGCCCUGGCUGGGUUUCUUUAGGGGAAAAGGCCAUCCCACCAUGGACAGGUUCCAAAAGGCAUGAGCCUGCGAAUAGAAUUUGAGGUUCAAGGAAUGCUAGACUGUGCGUCUGUGUUCAGGGUCACAGAGCGAGUCUGAAGGGAGCAGGAUGAGGACAUGGGUGCCCUGCCUCCAGGGCCUGUGCUCUCUGCUGGUACAGACAAGGGCCUGGUGAGAUGGUAGAACAGGGGCGGCUACUGCAGUGGUGCCACCUGCGUAGGAAGACGGGAAUCUAGUGGGGAUGGGCAGGGGCCAGGCUCCCUUUGCUCUCGCAGGCACCCAGCUCCAGUGGCAGCUGCAAAGUCCCAGCUACAGAUGGACUUUGAGAUCUGAUGACAGGAUCUGCUGUUAUCCCACCUCUGGAUCAACGGCGCCAUCAUCGGUGCCCCAGCUAGCCAGCAGAUGUGGGCCAGAUAAGGCUUGACUGGUCCACAUGUCCGUUCUGGCUUAAGACACUGCUUAUCUUGACUCAGGGAGAGAAGGAAAUGGAAGAACAAGAAGAAAGAAGAUGCAUUUAAAACAUAUUACCUAACUAAUGCCGUGAACACAUGAAAUGUCAGCCUUUUGAUUCCCUCCUGCCAAUACGCAUCCGUUUAUCCAGUGCUGACUUACUCAGCCCUGAACAUGCACCAGGCGCUCUCGCAGGCACAGGGAAUACUGUGGUGGACAGAGCCGGGGAAGCCCCUGCUCUCGUGGCUCUUACAUCCUGCUGGAAAGACCGUGCAUAAAUAGAUGUGUUUAUCAUGUGUCAGGCAGGACACGUGCUCCACAGGAAAGUAACGUAAGGUAAAGGACAGGGAGCAAAGGGGAGUGUCUGGGGGAGGACGGCAGGGACGGCAUGGAAGCAGUGGCCCAGCAGAUGCAGGACAAGGUCCUGUGAUCCGAGGAGGGGUCUCAGGGUGGAGGGACAGGGAGCAGGCCAGCGUGGCUACAGUGCAUGAUGUCCAGGAUGAGCAAACGGAGUGAUGUUUGAACAUGUCAUCAGGGAAAACUACACACAGGGGCAGGCUCACAGCCACAUUUUCCCCAGCUGAUCUUGCUUCCUCUGUUACCAAACCACCCUCAAUACAGCCUCGCAAACUGAGCAACAGAGGAGGGGGAACACAACUAAUACCCCAUUUGGCAGGCUGGCUGAAGGCUGUUGAAGAAAGAGCAGAAACACCUGGUAAUCCUUGCAGGUGUCGCCCAGGCUGCAGGCCGGAGCUGUCGUGGGACAAGCAGGAGGCUGGAAUGGAGCUGGGAUGGGAAGGAGCACAGGCCAUCAGCUUCCCAGGCCCCGUGUUAAUUGUGUAAUAUCAUCACAGCAGGGUAGGAUGCCCUGUGAGGGCACCUGACAGGUGUUCAUCACAUUCAUCAGCAUUGCCCUACCAACGACCAUAUUUACAUCAGGCAUAAAUGCAGUUUACCGCACUGUGUGAGAACUGGGGAUUAAUAGCUCCGGUCCAGCUAGAUUCUGAUUUCCUUGGCAGGAGGAGGCAGAACAGCACACAUCUUGACUAAAUAAUCAUGCAUUUUGCAUGGUUAAUAAUUCUGAGAGCAGGAAAGCUACCUUCCUAGGAUCACAGAGAACUGACUUUCUUUUCUACGAAUCUUUGAAAAACCAAACAGAUGGGAUUUUACCUUAAGAGUUAGAUUGCGCUCUUACACUGUGCUGUUCAAAUUAUGAAUUGGCCUCACUUGGAUGUUGGACUAUUGAUUAUCAACUCUGGCAAGCUCUUUAUUCAGAACUUAGGACAUGCACAUUAAAAGAAAAAAUCCUCUCUUUGACCUGGUUGCCACCAAUGUGUAUCUACGUAGGAUGAAAAAAUGCAUCACGUACUCAGAAGAACGGGCUGCAGCCCCGGAGCCCCAGUCCUUCUGCCAGCUCUGGAGCAGGGGGAGCUCCUGGCUGCACCUGAGGUGUCAGUCUCCAAGAACCUGAGCCCUUUCCACACGCAUGGCUCUGUUCUAGGCACUCGGGGGAGCUCAAACAGAAAGAGAGUAAACCUGCUGCUGUUCAAUCAGAGACCCAAGUCAUACUCACAAAUGAUCAAGCUAGUGAACUGGAUGGCAUUUUCACAGCUAGAUCUUGUACUGCAAUUAUAGAUUGUCACCAUAAAGCUUUUGAGAGCAAUUUAAUAGUUAAUAACAUCCUAAUUCUAUGAUAUGAGUAAUCUGUGCUCUGAGAGUGGCCUACAUAUAGGCAGAAGAACCAUGAGGAGCUCUCAAAGAAAAUGUGCCAUAUAUUCAGGCACCUGGGGAGUGGUUGUAGAAAGCAUGACCUUCCAAGGCAAUUGAUUUUGGUUGUUCUUUAAAGGAUCACUCUAGGAGUCCGGUCAUUCUUGUGGGUUCCUCUGGUCUAGAUGACCCUCAUGGAGGAUCUUCUAAUCUUGCAUUAUUAGAAAUGUCAGCUAAGUGGAUUAUGGAUGGACACUUUCAUGUUGUAAAAACACACCACCAGAAGUCAACCAUUCUUAUUUUGCCCACGUAUUAAUGCUAUUUCCAAAACUGCCCGACAGCUCACGGGUGUAGGGGUUUAGGGGUCUAUAUUCCUUGCUAGACUCAAGCUCCUUGAAGGUAGGGAAUAUGUCUUAUUCAUUACUGUAUCCUCAGUUUCUUGCCCCAUUGUGCAAGCUAAAUAAACAAUGAAUGAAUCAAUGAAUCAAUGAUGAAUAAAAGGAAAUUAGUUAAAUUCCCCUUAGAUAGCAAUAAUUGUCCUUCUCACCCCAGGUUAUCUACAGCCAGAUACCAUUUGGAUUAUUGAAUUCCUAGGAUGUUCCUUGCCUCUCUGAUCCUUUGCCAUCUAAUCAUAUCCACUCUUAUGUUUUUAUUUAACUUCUUAAUAUACAUACCUGAUUCCCACCUUUAAGUAUCCUAAAGGAACACAAUGCCUUAUCUUGCUUCCCCUCCGCCCUUGGCACACACCACCUACCACAAUGUUGAACUUACAGUAAACGAUCAAGGACAAGUUUCGGACUAAUGCAGUUGGAUGGAAUGGCUUCUGUGGCUUUCAAACAGAAUUCUAGAUCUGACCUAGACCAGACCCAGAUCCUGCCUGGAUGUCAGGACUUCCCUGUCUCCAGAGAGGCAGUGUGAACAGAGAAACAAUGCCGGGCGGAUUGUUCUGACCUGGCUCCCAGACCCAGGCCAGGGGCCAGGGUGUGUGUAUAAGGGCAUUUGUAUUUUGAUGGACUUUGUGGGUUUUUUAAACCCCAAUUGUAUCAUUGAUUUUUUUUUUUUUGGCAUUGACGUUAAGAUUUUCAUUCAAUGGUGAUGGAUUUCAAAAUUGCCCUGCCAUGUGGAGUGUUACUAAAGCUCAUGUGGAUGAAGGCUGUUGAGCGCCUGUGUCUGUGCUCACAUUGGCUGCUUUGCUUUCCUUUCCUGCCUGACACGUCCUCUCCAUCUUCCCCUUCUCCGUUGCCAUCUUCCUGCCCUUGUCUCCUGCCAGCUUCCUCCUUUUCUGCACUCAGCCUUACCCUUUCUUCCCCUUAUGCUUCUUUUCUGGGACUCCCAAACCCAACUGUGCUUUAGAGAAAGAGUCCUGGACUCAACGCCAGGGAAAUGCAUGCCCGUGUUCCUGCCUUGCUGCCUUCUACUCUGACCUUGAGAAGGUUAUGAACUCUUGGGCUUCCGUUUUGCCAUCUCUCAAGCCAGUAAGUUAGACCAUGGAUGAAAGACUGCCCAUCCUAGGAUUAUAAACUGGGUAAGAUUUGCAUCAAUGUGAGUCUUCACACUGAUGCUGGCUCCAGGUUUCCUUUCUCCACUGUGAGCUGAGUUAAAAACUCUCUAUUAGGAGGCAUUUCACAUACCAUUGUCGAGGAGAUGGGAAAUAACAAUUCCAUUCAUUUGCCAAGUAGAAAAGCCCUUGCCUUCUUGGUUCAUUCAGCAGAGGGAAAAGUAAGCUAGGCGGAGGCAGGAAUGGCCUUUAUUUGCAAAGGAGGCUGUGCCUCACUGUUCUUCAACAGGAUGCCUAAUGAAUUAGAAUUUGAGUAGCAUGGCUGGGUGCAGUGGCUCACGCCUGUAAUCCCAGUACUUUAGGAGGCUGAGGCGGGCAGAUCACAAGGUCAGGAGUUCAAGACCAGCCUGGCCAACAUGGUGAAACCCUGUUUCUACUAAAAAUACAAAAAAAUUAGCCAGGCAUGGUGGCAGGCACCUAUAAUCCCAGCUACUCAGGAGGCUGAGGCAGGAGAAUCGCUUGAACCCAGGAGGCAGAGGUUACAGUGAGCCAAGAUGUGCCGCUACACUCCUGCCUGGGCGACAGAGCGAGACGCCAUCUCAAAAAAAGAAAGGUUAUGCCUCACAGGUUCUGACAUUCAGUAGGAUUUGCACUUUGGCACAUUUUUCUUUGUACAUAAAACCCUUAUCUCACUUCUAGAACAGUGCAGUACUUAACUUUUCCCAGGAUUAGGUAUUCAUUUCAGUCAUGAAAAAGAAAAGGGCAUUUGACCCAAAUUACAAAAACUAUUGAAGUAAAACUGCCCUAUUUUUUCCUUCAUGCUUUCAUUGAAAAAUGCAGUGACUGCUGCUGGAUGAGUGUGGAUUUGGGGGCUCUGAGGGAUGGAGAAGGAGAGGCGCGACUCACACGUGCCAGGAAUUCACAUUCCGGCUGAUGCGGGAACACGGGCGGCGUAUAGACAUCGUACAGACAUUGUACAGACAUUGUAAAGACAUUCGAGCACAAUUUUGAGAAAACAUGAAAGGAUUUCCACAAGUCUUUAUGUCCUCUGUAUAUUAAGGUGUUAAGACAAUGGAUAGCAAGAGAAAGAUGGGAUUUUGUGGCAGAAACUUCCAAAAAAAAAAAGUUGACCUGGAGCAGGUCCUCAAAGCAGGAGGCCUCAGAGUACCUUGUAGUUUAAGUAGGAGGGAGGACUCGGGUAUCUGGAGAUGGGAAUGGAAUUACCAGAGGAGAGGAGCAUUGAAGAAAUGGCAUCAACACUGAAGAAUGCGCUGCUUUAUAAGAAUAAUGAGCCCUUAAAUGCCAGUCUGAAUCUUAGCUUGACAAAUGGGGCGAAUCUGAACACCUUUGGGAUAAUAAUAGCACCUUGCUCUAUUUGAGAUAAAAUCCAUUUCUUCCGACUUCUGAAAGGAAUUAUUGUAUUGGUCCAUUUGUUUUAUUUUAGGAAAUUUUAAAAUAUGAGGUAGAAAGAAAAGUAUAAAGUAUUCUCAAAGUUAUUAGCUAAUAAUUGGCUGAUGUCACUCAGGUGGUUAUAUAAUAAACUGUCUCAGUAUCAUUAAAUUCUAGAAGUCCAGAAGAAGGAGUCAAGGACUUCUUAGUAUUUUGAGGCAGAGGGAAGAACUACAAAAAAACCUCAGGGCAGGAAAAUUGGACCUGUUCCAGGCCCUGAAAGCUGGUGUGAUUUGAGUACAGUGAGAGAGAGACGACAGAGAGACAGAGAGGGAGAGAAGACAGAGAGAGAGAGAGGGUGGGGAGACA
Molecule: messenger RNA, 10652 nt
Organism: Pan troglodytes (chimpanzee)
Lineage: Eukaryota; Metazoa; Chordata; Mammalia; Primates; Hominidae
Gene: DPP6
Product: dipeptidyl peptidase like 6
Exons: 6
Coding region: 451-1515 (354 amino acids)
Biological process (GO): proteolysis; regulation of potassium ion transmembrane transport
Cellular component (GO): plasma membrane; voltage-gated potassium channel complex
Molecular function (GO): serine-type peptidase activity; potassium channel regulator activity
Source: RefSeq, a predicted model, not a curated record